UACAGGGAACUGCAGCGCCGCCUCACGAUCGCGCGGGCAGUUCGUCUUGGUCUGCGCUGCCUUUUUCCCUUCCAUCCGAGCACAUCGGUCACUUCAGACUCCUUUCUGUACGUCUCCACAAGGUACACCAUGUUGGUUCUGAAUCUGUUUAUAGCUUAGUAGUAAAAAUUGCAGUUUAUUGUUGAAACAGAACACAUCCGCAAAUCUACCGGGCCGGCUUACGACAGGCUCCAGCCACGCCGCUACCACCCUCAUCGCCGGCCCCUCCCCGCCUCCUCCUCGUUCCCCUGGUGCCGUCUUCUUCCGAGCCGCUGUCCACUCGCCACGCCAUAAUAAGACGCCCUUGAACUCUCCCGAAAGCUUUUGGGUCCUUAUAUUACUGCAGAUGCCGGCGUUUUGAGCUUCCCUUUUCGUCCUAAUCUUGAUAGAUUUAGGCAUUACCUUCAAGUAUUUCGGCUGUUAGUUUAUACCUUCGUCAAUUUUGUAAUUUUCUUGAUCUGGUAUGACCAGGGAGUGGACUGCGUAUGACAUUGGCCUAAUGAUUGAGUAUUCAAAAGACCGAUAUGGCUAAAUUAUGUAUAAUUCAGAAUUUCAAAUGCUGCUACAGUGUCUGUUAUUGUCAGAUAAUGCUUGGAAAAAAGUCUAUAAAACAUGCUCUUUCCACCUAUUAUAGCAAUUGACAUGUGUACCAAUUCCACAGGCUGUUGCAAAUGGGGGCACUAGAAAGUAGAAACUAGCAAAGUUGCCAAAGAUCACUGAUUCAGAUAUUACAUUAACCAAAAGAACUUCUAGAGGGAGGAGGCCACACCAAAAGAACUUCUGGAGCCAGCAACCGCUGAUUUGCAGAGGGCUCACCCGCCGGGGCCAGCGACCAAGGUUGCUAACUUCAUAACUUCUCGUAAACAAAGAUUCAUUUGCAAAAUGCCUUGUCCCAGCCAACAGUCUGCUAAAGGAAAAGAAGUGGUAAAUGAACAUAACAACACAAAGAGCGCUCCAACAGGCUUGGUAACACAUGAGCCAUCCAACUCAAGAACCUUGAGUGGAACAUCCUCAGAUGAUGAAGAUGUUCUAAACGAGUUAGCUGCAAGUUUUCCUACUCACAGUAUCCUCACAUCGAUCAAAGGCUUUGAACAAGGAGAGAGCUCGAAGGGUAUUGAACAAGAAUGGACAAGAUGAGGUCACUGAAGCGUAAGAGAGUUGAAGCGCCACGCAUCCCAACACUUGAGGAUGUGCAUCCUUACAGUAGGUGGAAUUUGUGUGUCCGAGUGUACCACAUGUUCCAUGUGGAGAGGUUGGCUUCUGGUAGAAAGCGGCUUAACAUGGUGUUAUUGGAUGAUAAGGGUAAGAAAAUGGCCGCUGUAGUAUAUGAUGACGACGUCGAUCGGUUUGAUCCUUUGCUCGUAGAGGGGCGGGUAUAUUAUGUGUGGAAGAUGCUUGCAGAACCAAUUAUGAGGAAUCAGGAUUAUUUGUUUGCAGAUAGUCAAUUUGUGUGCCAUUUCAGCUCAGUGACAACAAUUAAUGAGUUGAGAAAUGUGAAUGAGCGCUUGAUCCCAUUGUUCCCUGCGUUUAUUCCUUUUGACAGAGUUUGGGAGUUCACCCUAGAUAAUGAUACAUAUGUUGAUGUUAUUGGCAUGGUUUUAUUUGUAAGUUCUAUGGGAUAUAAAGACGGUUUCUACAAUCGGAGGAUCCCAGUGAGAAAUAUUGUUCUGCUAGAUGACACCUAUAAUAUUGUCAAGUUAGUUGUAUGGGACAAGUUGGUGACUAAUAAUCUAAGUGCAUGGGAAAAACUCGCCGAGGAGCGUGCUAUUGUUGUGGCAACAAUGUUACGUGCAGAGCGCAUCGAUCGUGGCCUGCAUCCUACAGACUUUAGUAGGAUGCACUUUAACCCGAACAUCACAGCAGCGCGUGAAUUAAGGCAGAGGAUCAAUAAUGAUCUUGCUGGACAAUCACCUCCAUGAAUCAAAAGAAGAUGAAGAAUGGAGUCGUGAAGCAAAAGUGAAGUCUUAGAAUAAUAGGAUAAUGUGUUACUUAAGCUAGGUUGAGCUACUUUUGAACCGUGUUGCUUCACUUUGCUUAAUUUUGGGUGUACGGUGCCGUGGACAAUGAUGGAAAGUGCUUUUGUGAUCCUUGUUGUAACUGAAACUGAGUUUCACUUUUGAAGUCAAAUCUUAAGGUAGUGUAAUGCCAAGACCACAUGAACAACAUAUCAAGUUGGUGUGAUCUCUGGGUAAAGUAAAAUGCAACAGCUUGGAGGCAUGUUGAGUCGCAAAUAGUUGUUGACAUGUGUUAGCUAAGGAUGGGUGUAAUCAAAAUGAAAUGGUGUGUGUGGCUCGAUGUAACUCUCUGAUGUUUGUAGCAUCGUUGAACAAAG
Molecule: messenger RNA, 2371 nt
Organism: Triticum urartu
Lineage: Eukaryota; Viridiplantae; Streptophyta; Magnoliopsida; Poales; Poaceae
Source: RefSeq, a predicted model, not a curated record